AUGUCGUCGCAGAAGGCUUGGGCCGUUAUUGCUGGUGUUGGACCUGGAACAGGCGCCUCUGUCGCCCGCCGGUUCGCACAGGAUUAUUCAGUCGCCUUGUUGGCUCGAAAGCCCGCAAACUUCGAUCCGGUGGUGGCGGAGAUCAAUGCCGCCGGCGGUAAGGCCAUUGGUAUCAGCACUGACUGCUCUGAUGGAAAGAGUGUGAAGGCCGCGUUUGAACAAUUGAAGAAGGAGAUUGGAGGGGGGACACUUGCCGCUGCAAUCUACAACGUAGGCGGACGCUUCAUCCGCAAACCUUUUCUUGAGCUUUCUGAGGAAGAGUUUGAGAGUGGCUGGGAAGCGAAUGGGCGCGGAGCAUUCCUCUUCUCCCAAGCUGUACUGCCACUGCUCUUAGAGAGCUUCAAGGCAACCCCGGCGUUUCCUCCCACCCUUAUCUUCACGUCAGCCACCGCCGCCAUGAAAGGUUCUGCACAGUGCGCCUCCUUCGCGACAGGAAAGUUCGCCAUGAGGGCUUUGGCACAAUCGCUGGCAAGAGAGUUUGGACCCAAGGGCAUUCAUGUCGCGCACGCUAUCAUUGAUGGAGUGAUUGAUAUUGAAAGGACUAAGGGGUACCACUUCGAUCACCCAGACGCAAAGAUCAAACCUGAAGCGAUCGCCGAUUCAUACUGGUACCUGCACACUCAGCCGAGGACCUGCUUUACCAACGAGAUUGAUAUUCGACCAUACAUUGAAAAGUGGUGA
Messenger RNA from Capronia epimyces CBS 606.96, 741 nucleotides. RefSeq names its product 7-alpha-hydroxysteroid dehydrogenase. The coding region runs from base 1 to 741 and encodes 246 amino acids. The record is from RefSeq and is a predicted model, not a curated record. The transcript is spliced from 4 exons. NCBI's taxonomy places the organism in Eukaryota, Fungi, Ascomycota, Eurotiomycetes, Chaetothyriales, Herpotrichiellaceae.